Molecule: messenger RNA, 3475 nt
Organism: Nothoprocta perdicaria
Lineage: Eukaryota; Metazoa; Chordata; Aves; Tinamiformes; Tinamidae
Gene: CFAP70
Product: cilia and flagella associated protein 70
Exons: 28
Coding region: 1-3465 (1154 amino acids)
Biological process (GO): cilium assembly; cilium movement
Cellular component (GO): motile cilium; extracellular exosome
Molecular function (GO): protein binding
Source: RefSeq, a predicted model, not a curated record
AUGGCGGCGCCGGCGUCACGGAUCCCCUUCAAAAGCGCGUGCGCGCGGGCGGAGCUCUCGCGAGAGGCGCGGGUCGCCGUGGUUACGGGACGCGCGGCGCCCGAGAACGCACGUAGGCCGCGUGUUCGCGUCCCGCUGCCGCCGCGCCCGACCCGGUUCGACUCGAUCCGGCCCGACCCGACCCCGCCGCCUCGAGCCAUGGCAGCGGCUGGCCGGAGAGGGUCCUUGGCCACGCCRUCGGCGACGCCUCUGCCCGUGGAGCGGGAGCCCGUGCCCGGCCGGACGGUGCAGGUGGCCGUGUGGAUGGCGCAGGGCCUGAAGGGCAGCCGGAGCGAGACGCCGCUCACGGUGCUGAGCRCCGAGUUCAACGGCGCGCUCCUCGGCGAGUCCGCCAAGGUGGAGGUGUCGCCGGGCGGCACCGCCGAGUACAACUUCACAGCCGGCUUUGAGUACUGCCCCGAGGGGCCCAACUCCGUGGACAGCAUCGCCCAGAGCCCUGUGUUCCUGACAGUGAUGGAAGUGUUGCCAAAGGAGAAGAGGCAGAGGGAGGAGAGGACAGUGCCUCUUGGCCAAGCUGUGGUGGACCUUCUACCUCUGCUGCAAGGACAGUGUUCAUUUAAGGUCUGGGCUCCUUUGUAUGCGGUGCCUACCUCUCCAUUAGAGAGYGUUCCCCCGGAGGCCAAGUGUGGCCUUGAAGUGUCUGUGUGCAUCCAAGAGCCCCUGCUUUCUGCAGCUCAGCUCCUAAAUGGUAAUCUCCUGAGUGUCACCUUGGAGGCAGCUUAUUCCGUCCCCGAAGCGUUUGUUCCCACUGGACCCCUGCAAAACUACCUGGCUUGUCUGCAAGUGCCAGCAGUUGGAGAGAAAGAAAUCCUCCUGAUCUUCAAGAACGGAGUCCCGAAGCUCGGUGGUGAAAAAGAGCCAUUGCCUCGGCCCAAAAAAUGGCCACUUGGUAACACCUUGGCCCCCGGUGCUCUGGACAUACCCAACUCCUUCAUUGUCGGUGGCCCUUAUGAGGAUGAGGAUGGAGAACUCAACAAAAGAGAGGACAUAGAGUUCAGGGUCCAGGCAGAAAGCGUGAAGAAGAGAAUCGUGUGGGACAUGGAAAGACGUUGCUACUUGGAUCCUGCUGCAGUCCUUGUCCUGCAGAAGCGCAUCGCCGAGUGUCGCUACUGGCCCGUGGAGGUCUGCAGGGUCCCUUUGGUCCCUUCCAGUAAAGGGAAGAACAGCAAAGUUGACAAGGGAGAUGACGACGGACAGGUUUUCUUCCAUGGGGUGGCAUAUAUCAACAUGGUGCCUUUGCUCUACCCCGGCGUGAAGCGGAUACGAGGGGCUUUUCGUGUCUUUGCCUAUAAAGACAGCGAGGUGUUUGAGAAGACUAAAAAUCAGGUCAGUGUUUUCCGGGAUCUGAAGCCUCAGAUCAGUCUGAUCAAGGAAGGGCAAUGGACCCCAGGACUCAGUCCUCCUCUUUCCAGAACUGUUUCCAGUAAGAUACAGAGGGAGGAUAAAGAAAAAAUGUCCACCGUAGUAAAAACCCUGUCAUCAGAUGUUCCAGCAGAAGCUGAAAAUGUCAUAUAUCUCAACCACAAUGGACAGCAAUAUUUUGAAGCAGGAACAUUCCUGGUGAUGGAGAUAAAGCUGGAGAAGGCCUUGAUACCAAAACGAUUGCCAGAGGAGCUUGCCAUACAGGUCAAGGAGAUGAUYCCUCCUCGCCCUCUGCUGCCUCGCCGGACUGCAGGAGCUGAGCAGGCUGUAGAAGAUUAUCACAACCAGAUCGCGAGCAUCGCUGUUGCCAUCCUGCAUGAAUACCACGAGCUCUUCGGGAAGCAGCUGUCUGACCAAGGAGCCAUAAAUCAGCAAACCCUGGAGGAACAGAAGUGUCAGCUCAACUUUGAGCUCAAUAGCUCAGGAAAAUAUUUUGCCUAUAAGGAACAGCUAAAGUAUGCAGUGGUGAAGAUCGUGAGGGAGAAGUACCUGAAAACAACAGCGUUUGAGUCUAUGGAGCAGUUCCAGGCGUUUCUCAGUGAACUCUAUGUGUAUCUYGUGGAUCAGAUGCAUGUCGCCUUGAACCAGGUGCUCUCCGAGGAAGCUGCUGACCCUGUCCCUCCAUCCUGUGCGACCGACGAGCAGCUCCGGCUCUUUGCUCGCGAAGCUGAAGUCGGCAGGGACUACCAGCUGGCAUCUCUCUACCAUCAGCAGAGAAUAGCUCAGGACCAGCACAACAUCCAGUGCUGGCUGGACUACGGCGCGUUCUGCCUUCUGCUCGAGGACACAAUCAAAGCCCAGGAAUGUUUCCGGGAGGCUCUUCGCCUGGACCCACAUCACGUGCAGAGCUUGUUGCUCUGUGGGAUUGUAGCAGUCAUGCUGCAGCAUUAUGAAGAGGCAGAGAUCUUCUUUGAGGAUGCCACCAGCUUGCAACCACUCAGUGUUGUAGUUUGGACUCUUUCAGGUCUGUUCUAUGAGCUGCAAAAUAACAACAUUAGGGCAGAAAUGGCUUUCCGAGAGGCUAACAAGCUAAUGCAGGCGCAGCUCGCCAUGGAGAGGAGCAUGCCUGGGGCUGCUGAGGGAGAAGGAAGGAAAAAACGACUCUCUGUUGAGUGUGGGAGGCCUCUCAAUCCAUAUCCAGAAGAGUCCUUGCCAGAGGAGGCUGAGGACAGUGGGGCCAGCAGGCAGCCAGAGGCGAGGGAGCCUGCGCAGCCCGAGGAGGAUGCGACUGCUCAGCAGAACAGGAGGCCUAAGAACAAGGAGGCAGCCCCAACAGGGCUCAGCCGACCUCCCUGCUCCAUCUUCAUGAAGGCAGUGGACUUCCUGAUGAAAGUCAAUGCCAUCCAGUUUGUGCACAUGGCGCUUGCCCACGAGCUCCUCAGCCUCCAGGGAGGCCCCAGCUGUGGCUACUACCUGGCGCUGGCCCAGACCUACCUGCUGAAGGAAGACUUCUCCAAAGCUGAAGAAUGUCUCUGCGAGGCCGUUAGACUCGACUACACGAAUCCCAAUGUGUGGGCUCAGAAGGGGCACCUGUGCUUCCUGAAGGGAGACCUUGCAGAGGCAAAGCAGUGCUACGAGCACACCGUCAGCUUUGUGGUGGAUGCUGCGGACAUGCAUUUCGUCUACCUGCGCCUGGGCUCCAUCUACUUGGAGGAGAAGGAGUACGGCAGGGCGAAGCAGACCUACCUGCUGGCCUGCAAGAACUCGGCGUCCUGCCUCACCUGGCUGGGAGUGGGAAUUGCCUGCUAUAGGCUGGAAGAGAUGGCAGAAGCAGAGGAUGCUCUUGCGGAAGCGAACGCCCUGAAUAACAAGAAUGCUGAAGUGUGGGCAUAUCUGGCCCUCGUCUGCCUGCACGGAGGACGGCAGCUGGAGGCAGAGCAGUGCUACAAGUACACYCUGAAGCUCGGCCUGCGCCGCGGCGCCUUGCUGGGGGAGCUGCGCGCCCUGCAGCGCCGCCUCGGCUUCGGCGACCCGCAGCUCUGAGCGGCCCCUG